CCGGUGGAGUUAGAACCUGUGUGGAGGUGGUGCGGAGCGCUUCGCCUCUGCGCGGCUGAGCAACCAGGUCGUCCUGCGGGCUGCGGCGAAGCCCUGUAAUAAAGAAGGCACGAGAGUUUGGAGCUUCGAUUGAAGCCCGGCGAGCCGGAGACGUCAAGCCAGGAGUCAUGAGCGACAGCGGCGAGCAGAACUACGGCGAACGGGAAUCCCGUUCUGCUUCCAGAAGUGGAAGUGCUCACGGAUCGGGGAAAUCUGCAAGGCAUACCCCUGCAAGGUCUCGCUCCAAGGAAGAUUCCAGGCGUUCCAGAUCAAAGUCCAGGUCCAGAUCUGAAUCUAGGUCUAGAUCCAGAAGAAGCUCUCGAAGGCAUUAUACAAGGUCAAGAUCUCGAUCUCGUUCUCAUAGACGUUCUCGUAGCAGGUCUUACAGUCGAGAUUAUCGCAGACGCCACAGCCACAGCCAUUCCCCCAUGUCUACUCGAAGGCGUCAUGUUGGGAAUCGGGCAAAUCCUGACCCAAACUGUUGUCUUGGAGUGUUUGGGUUGAGCUUGUACACCACAGAAAGAGAUUUAAGAGAAGUAUUCUCUAAAUACGGCCCCAUUGCUGAUGUGUCUAUUGUAUAUGACCAGCAGUCUAGGCGCUCCAGAGGAUUUGCCUUUGUGUAUUUUGAAAAUGUGGAUGAUGCCAAGGAAGCUAAAGAACGUGCCAAUGGAAUGGAACUUGAUGGGCGUAGGAUCAGAGUUGAUUUCUCUAUAACAAAAAGACCACAUACCCCAACACCAGGAAUUUACAUGGGGAGACCUACAUAUGGCAGUUCACGCCGUCGGGAUUACUAUGACAGAGGAUAUGACCGUGGCUAUGAUGAUCGGGACUACUACAGCAGAUCGUACAGAGGAGGUGGUGGUGGAGGAGGUGGAUGGAGAGCUGCUCAAGACAGGGAUCAAAUUUACAGAAGGAGGUCACCUUCUCCUUACUAUAGUCGUGGAGGAUACAGAUCACGCUCCAGAUCUCGAUCCUACUCACCUCGUCGCUACUAAAGCAUGAAGAUGAAGACUUUCUGAAACCUGCCAUAGAGCUGGCUGGGAUAUUGUUUGUGGACAAUAUUUUUAUUGUCUGUUUAAAAAGUGAACAGUGCCUAGUGAAGUUAGGUGACUUUUACACCUUUUAUGAUGACUACUUUUGG
Messenger RNA from Fukomys damarensis (Damara mole-rat), 1180 nucleotides. RefSeq names its product transformer 2 beta homolog (gene Tra2b). Gene Ontology annotation, molecular function: RNA binding. Gene Ontology annotation, cellular component: spliceosomal complex. The transcript is spliced from 9 exons. Bases 168 to 1034 code for a protein of 288 amino acids. The record is from RefSeq and is a predicted model, not a curated record. Gene Ontology annotation, biological process: positive regulation of mRNA splicing, via spliceosome. Lineage: Eukaryota; Metazoa; Chordata; Mammalia; Rodentia; Bathyergidae.